Alternaria ethzedia is the source of this 1059-nucleotide messenger RNA. It is a transcript of the gene NMT1, whose product is annotated as glycylpeptide N-tetradecanoyltransferase. Bases 1 to 1059 code for a protein of 352 amino acids. Gene Ontology annotation, biological process: thiamine biosynthetic process. The record is from RefSeq and is a predicted model, not a curated record. NCBI's taxonomy places the organism in Eukaryota, Fungi, Ascomycota, Dothideomycetes, Pleosporales, Pleosporaceae. The transcript is spliced from 3 exons.
AUGUCGACUGAUAAGAUCACCUUCUUGACCAACUGGCACGCUACGCCAUAUCACGCUCCUCUCUAUCUUGCUCAGAGCAAGGGAUACUUCAAGGAUGAAGGCAUCAAGGUCGCUCUUCUUGAGCCCAAUGAUCCUAGUGACGUCACUGAGAUCAUCGGAUCUGGCAAGGUCGAUCUCGGCUUCAAGGCUAUGAUCCAUACUCUUGCCGCUGCUGCCCGUGGCUUUCCAGUCCAGUCAAUUGGCUCUCUUCUCAACGAGCCCUUUACUGGCGUCGUGUACCUCACAUCUUCUGGUAUUACUCCCGAAUUCACCACCCUGAAGGGCAAGAAGAUCGGCUACGUCGGCGAGUUCGGCAAGAUUCAGCUCGACGAACUCACUGCGCAUUAUGGCAUGUCACCCGAUGACUACCAGGCCGUCCGUGUUGGUAUGAACGUGACGCGUUCCAUCAUCACUGGCGAAAUCGACGCCGGCAUCGGUCUCGAAAACGUCCAGAUGGUCGAGCUUGAAGAGUGGCUCGUCAGCCAGAACCGCUCGCGCGACGAAGUGAAGAUGCUGCGCAUCGAUGAGCUCGCUCAACUCGGCUGCUGCUGCUUCUGCAGCAUCCUCUACAUCGGCAAUAACGCUUUCAUCGAGCAGAACCCUGAGAAAGUCCGCGCCUUCCUUCGCGCGUGCAAGCGCGCGACUGACUUCGUCCUCGCGUCCCCUGAUCAAGCCUGGGAGGAGUUCUGCAACUUCAAGUCGGCCAUGAACACGCCUACCAACCGCAAGAUCUUCGAGCGCAGCUUCGCGUACUUCAGCCCCGAUCUUCAGAAUGUUCAGCGUGAUUGGGAGAAGGUUACCCGCUACGGCAAGAGGCUCGGUGUGUUGGACGACAGUUUCAAGCCUAACUACACCAAUGAGUACUUGGCUUGGGGUCUGGAGGAGGAAGCUGACGACCCUACUGGCGAUCAGAAGAGAAUGGUCGAGCUGCAGGAGGGUGUGAAGCAGCAUGGCGGGUUCAAGCGUCUCGAGACCAUGUCUGGCAAGACUGUCAUUGGAGCUGCCGCCCCCGCGUCCUAA